AUGACUGAAGAUAUCAGUAAAAAGAGAAGAAGUCGUGGUGCUUAUGUUGGUGUUUUUAAGAAAAUUGUUAAUGAAACUGUGAAACCUAUUUAUGAAAGGUUUGUUUUGAAAGAUCAUGGUGCGGUACUCUUAUCCAGUUAUGAUUUACUGGAAGCUAAAUUAUUGAACGUAACAACUAUUCAAAAUGAAAUUAAUGACUUAAUUGAGCCAGAGAAUUUAGCUAAUGAAAUGAUGUCACACUUGGAAUUUGAGCAGUAUGCUGCGAAAGAGUUAACAACAUUGAAAAAGUUUCUUGACAAGCAUGUGUUUGAAAUUGAAGGUAAUGUUUCUGUUACUUCUUCUGAUGGGUCUGGAAACUCCAGCGUGAGGGAUCGAAUUAAACUUCCGAAACUUGAGCUGAAAAAGUUUAACGGUGAUCCUUUGCAAUGGAAGUCCUUUGACGAAUCUUUUGAGUGUGCGAUACAUAAGAAUGAAUCUCUUUCUUCUGUCAAAAAAUUGACGUAUUUGACAAAUCUUUUGUCGGGCUCGGCAGAACAAACAAUCAGCGGUUUAUCGUUAUGUAACGAAAACUAUGAAAUUGCGCGAGAUCUUUUAAAAGAACGAUUUGGUGAUCCACAAAUCACUGUGUCAGCUCAUAUGAACAAACUUUUGACUCUUGAAAAGGUAAAAAGUUCGAGAGAUAUUAAAUCUAUGCGAAAACUUUACGACCUAAUCGAAUCUCAAGUGAGAAGUUUGAAAGCCCUGGGUUUUAAAGCAGAAAACUAUGGACCUAUGCUUAUUCCUGUUGUUUUGUCAAAAUUACCGAAUGAUAUCAAAUUAAUGAUAAAAGAAGAUGAGCAGCGGGAGUUCCCCAGCAGUGGAAGUUUUUUGAAUGCACAAGCUGUGCGAACUGGUGCCCGAAUGUUAUUCUGUUCCUUUUGUUCUGGUGAGCAUAAAUCACAUGAAUGCAGAACUGUAACAAAAUUAGAAACCAGGAAAGAAAUUGUUUUGAAAAAUGGACGCUGUUUUUUAUGUUUAAGAAAAGGACACAUGAGUCGUGAAUGCAAAGCAAGUUUUCGUUGUUUUCACUGCAAAGGAAAACAUCACGUAGCCUUAUGCGAAAAGAAACAUAAUCCAAAUCCUCCUCCUAGUCGUAGUCCUAAGAAAAAUGAAACCGAAAAUAAAAAUGCAGAAAGUGAAGAUUCUUCCUCGAACGUUACACCUGCUAAUAUAAACAUAGCUUCUGAUCGAAAUAAUGUUUUGCUGCAAACUGCUAUGGCUACAGUUACAUCAUGCGAUGGAAAUUUUUCUGCGAAAUUACGCAUUUUAUUUGACAGCGGUUCGCAAUUGUCGUACAUCACACCGCAAGCGAGAAAAAGGUUGAAUUUAAAAACUGUUUCAAAAAAAGAACUGAGUAUUAAAGUCUUUGGAGGUGAACACUCUACGAAAAAACUUGAUCUUGUCAAAUUUGAAAUUAAAAGCACAAUAUCGAAUGAGAGCAUUAAUGUUUCUACCUUUGUGAAUGAUAUUUGCAAACCUGUUUCCGGACAAACUAUCAAUUUUGCUGUUGAAAAUUAUGAACAUUUGCAAGGCUUACAAUUAGCUGAUCAGAAUUUUAGCGACGAUUUACACGUCGACAUAUUAAUUGGAGCCGAUUAUUACUGGAAUUUUUUCACGAAAACUGUUUUACGAAGUUCUAGCGGAGGUCCUGUUGCCAUGGGAUCAAAACUUGGAUUUAUCUUAAGUGGUCCAGUUUCUACUGUCUCUACCACUCCUGUUACAGCAAAUAUGGCUUGUACUCAUUCGUUAUUAAUUAUGAAAGAAACUCAAUCAGAUUAUGAGAUUCUGAAUGAAAACGUGAAUAAAUUUUUCAACUUGGAAAGUUUAGGGAUUUCCUCCGAAGAACCUAGUAUUUACGACAAAUUUACGGAUGAAAUAAAAUUUAAAGAUCAUCAUUACGAAGUGAGGCUACCAGUGAAAGGUGAUAAAAUGUUCAUUGAGGAUAACUAUUCACUAGCUAAAGACCGCCUCCGAUCACAGUUUAAUAAAUUAAAAAACAAUACCGAAUUAUUGAAAACAUACGACGAUAUAUUUAAAGAACAAUUGGACAUCGGACGACAGAAAGCCCUGGUGUUGGGGAAACCCAUUAUCUCCCCCACAGAGCUGUUAUUAAACCUAACAGAAAUACAACGAAAAGCGUAUAAUAUCGCAAUAACUGGUGACAUUGAAAAAGCCUUCCAUCAAAUAUCGGUAUCACCUGAAGAUCGUAAUUUACUCCGAUUUAUCUGGUACGACGAUGUGAAUAAUUUUGAUGAUCAAAAGUUUGAAAAUAACGCGCUAGCUGAUUAUAGAUUCUGCCGAGUAGUCUUUGGAGCCACUUGUUCUCCCUUUCUUCUGUCUGCAACUUUGAUUUUUCAUUUACACGGUUAUGUUGAAUGUGAUCCGCAAUUUGUGCAGAAGUUACUUGAAUCUCUGCAUGUUGAUGAUUUGACUGCGGGUGGCGUUAAUGAUUCUGAUGCUUUGUGUUUUUACACGAAGUGUCAGGAGAGACUCAGUGAAGGAGGGUUUAAUUUGAGAAAGUUUAACUCUAACUCUAAAAUGCUUGAGAACAUCGUCAAUAGUACUCAGGAUGAAACUGAAAUCAAAUUUCAACCCACUAUUAAAGUUUUGGGACUUGAAUGGAACAAACUCUCUGACGAAAUUAAUUUCAAUUUUUCUGACAUGCUGAAGAACAUAAAAUUGCCUACUACGAAGCGAAAUAUCAUGCAUUUUUUAGCUAGUAUCUAUGAUCCACUAGGGAUAAUUAACCCUAUUGUUGUGACAAUUAAAGUAUUGUUCCAAGAUUUGUGUGUUGCAAAAUUUGACUGGGAUCAACCUUUAGAAGGUGAAUUUUUACAAAGAUGGAAUGAAAUUUGUACUAGCUUUGACACUGAAACUUUAAAUAUUGACAGACUUUAUGCUUAUAAAGAUGAAAAUGAUCAAUUUGAAAACAUUGAAUUACAUGGAUUUUCUGAUGGCUCUAAAAUUGCUUAUGGAUGUUGCGUAUACAUUCGAUUUACUUACAAGUCUGGUAAAGUUAAAACUGCACUUUUGAGUUCAAAAUCAAAAAUUAAACCAUUAACAAAUACCACUAUACCACGAAUUGAACUUUUAGGCACUUUGGUGCUAGCUAGAUUAAUGGACGUUUUAAAAAAGGAAUUAUUGAAUGUGUAUAAUAUUGACAAUAUUUUCUAUUGGACUGAUUCAACUAUUGCAUAUUCAUGGAUUAAAAACGAUAACAAAGAUUAUAAAACCUUUGUUCAAAACCGCUUAGAGGAAAUUAGAAAACUGACUGCAUCUGGCAAAUGGUGUUUAGUACCAUCGAAAGACAACCCUGCAGAUAUAGUAUCUAGGGGUUGCUCCCCCUCUGAAUUGAAUUCUUUGUGGUUCAGUGGACCCACGUUUCUAACUUUACUUGAAACCCACUGGCCACACCUUAAACCUGGUGAUAAGUUUAUUAGUGAUGACAUGACAAAAGAAGAAGUUAAAAAAGAAGAAAAAGUUCAAACAUUAAAUAAUGAACUAAAAAAUAUUACUGUGUCUGAAAAUCUAUCUAUUAUUUCUACUGAUACUGUGUCUGAGAAUGUUUGUGAUAAUGUUAUGUCUUCUACUACUCCUGUGUCUGCUGAAGUGUAUGAUACUGUAUGUGAUGUUUCUACUGCCAAUGAAAAUGUCUCGGAUAGUGUAAACACGAAUUUCCCAAUUAUACCGGGUAUUCGUAACAUAAUUGAUAUAAAAAAAUACAGUAGUUUUGAUAAAUUAGUACACGUCACAGCUUAUGUGAUGAGAUUUAUAAGUAAUGUAAAAAAGAAGAAAGAAGAUAGAAAAAUUUUUAAUUAUAAGAGGCUAUCAGCCGAAGAAAUUGGUCAUGCAAGAUUGGUAAUCAUCAAAGAUGCUCAAGAAGAUGUGAAAAGACACAAGAAAUUUAAACAUUGGGAAAAGAACCUGGAUUUAUUUGAAGACACAGAUUUUUUGCUGAGGUGCAGGGGUCGGUUAGGAAAUGCUCCUAUACCAUAUAACUCCAGGUAUCCUAUUCUGUUAGUACCAGACUCUUAUCUAACAAAAUUAAUCAUUCGACAUGUGCAUGAAUCUGUGAAGCAUUAUGGCACAAAAAUAACACUCACAGAACUUAGAAGAGAAUUUUGGAUUCCAUCUGGUAGAAAUGUUGUUAGAAAUUUUAUUCGUACAUGUCAAAAGUGCCGAAGGUACGAGAACAAACCAUAUCCGUACCCAGAUCCUCCAUCAUUACCGAAGAGUAGAUUACAAGAUAACAUGUCAUUUGAAGUAGUUGGCAUCGACUAUGCUGGUCCUUUAUUUGUAAAAAAUGUUUUUAACGAAGAACCAGAUAUGUAUAAAGCUUGGAUAGUUCUUAUAACGUGUGCGAGUACUAGAGCUAUUCAUUUAGACUUAGCUUCGAAUUCUUCUGGACCUGAAUGUAUAGAAGUUCUGAAACGAUUUAUUGCUCGAAAAGGAGCACCGAACUUCAUUUUAUCUGACAAUGGUAAAUGUUUUAUUAGCGAAGACGUACAAAACUUUGCUGCUAGUAAAAAUAUUAAUUGGAAAUUUAAUAUUGAGUCUGCCCCUUGGCAAGGCGGAUUCUUCGAACGUUUGGUCAAAUCAGUCAAAAGACCACUGAAGAAAGUUCUGGGCAAUAGUCGCCUGAAGUAUAACGAACUUUUAACGAUACUAACUGAAAUUGAAUUUAUACUAAAUAACAGACCAUUAACGUACAUAUAUGAAGAACUUAAUGAAGAACCAUUAACACCUAAUCAUCUUAUGUAUGGAAGAAAAUUAAACACGAAAGCAGAUGAGAACAACUUAUUACCUGAAGAUCUCUCGCCAGAUAUGAGUGUCAAACGGAAAGAAAACGUAAACCGAUUACUGACACACUUUUGGAAUAGAUGGCGUGACGAAUACGUCACAGAAUUACGAGAAUUCCACAAAUUGAAGAAUAGUCGUUUCAAUAAAUGUUUAAUUCCAAACGUUGACGACGUAGUUGUUGUUGCUGAUGAUAGAAUGCCACGAUCACAAUGGCGAAUUGGUCGAAUAAAAGAAACGUUGAAGGGAAAAGAUGGAAAAAUACGUGCAGCGAUAGUACAAUGCAAAACUGAUCAAGACAGACGAUCAAAUUUACGGCGACCGAUCAAUAAAUUGAUACCGUUUGAACAGUGUAUUAUUCCAAACGAUGAAUCAACAGAACCAGCAAUACAAUUUAUUGAUGAACAAUCAGUUACACAAAACGAUCAGUUAGCUGAAUCAAAGAUAACAUUUGUUGAUGAAAAGGAUCUUGAGAUUGUAAACAUUUGA
Hydractinia symbiolongicarpus is the source of this 5325-nucleotide messenger RNA. RefSeq lists its product as uncharacterized. The coding region runs from base 1 to 5325 and encodes 1774 amino acids. Lineage: Eukaryota; Metazoa; Cnidaria; Hydrozoa; Anthoathecata; Hydractiniidae. The record is from RefSeq and is a predicted model, not a curated record. Gene Ontology annotation, biological process: DNA integration. The transcript is spliced from 3 exons. Gene Ontology annotation, molecular function: zinc ion binding; nucleic acid binding.